GGAAACGGGGGCGUCUUUUCCAUUGUAUAAAUAUCAGUGGCAGGUUCUUUCCGCAACACGAAGAGCAGUUGGCCAAGUUGGAAUCCAGAAUGAAAGUCCUCCUCAGUCUUCUCGCCUUGUCCCUCUCGCUGGCUUUGUGCAGUGGCGCUUGUACUACUCAUACCAAGGAAGCAGAGAUGAAAAACGGUAAACUGGUGGCCCCCGAGGGAUGUGUCGAUCCGUAUAAUGGGGAGAAACAUGAACUCGGAGAGGCAUGGAACACAAUCGAUUGCUUGAAGUGUGAAUGUGGGAAGGAAGAAGUCGAGUGCUGCCUCAGAUACCCUGCCGUUACGUCAUUUCCCGGAUGCGCUGUCACUUUAGAUUCGGAAAAGUGUUCUUACCUCGUGCACGAAAUUGGGGACCCUUCAAAGCCAUGUACCCCAGAAGCUUAAAGGAAAGUUGAAUAAAUGAUACAGCCAAACCAA
Anolis carolinensis (green anole) is the source of this 464-nucleotide messenger RNA. RefSeq names its product small serum protein 2-like. Bases 90 to 431 code for a protein of 113 amino acids. The transcript has 4 exons. Lineage: Eukaryota; Metazoa; Chordata; Lepidosauria; Squamata; Anolidae. The record is from RefSeq and is a predicted model, not a curated record.